AUGGGCCUCUCCUCGAAACGACUCCUCAAACUCCUCAAAGCACAAAAAGACCCUCAAUCCGCACUGGCCCUGUUCGACUCAGAGGUUCGCCACCCUUCUUACAAACCCUCAUCGGACGUGUACCACCACAUCCUCCGCCGACUCGUGCACCCGAAACUCGUUGGGCACGUCGGCCGAAUCGUUUGUCUUAUCAAAACCCGGAAAUGCAAAUGCCCCGAAGAUGUGGCUGUAACGGUUAUGCAAGCUUAUGCGAAGAACUUGAUGCCUGAUAAAGCACUAGAUAUAUUUCAAAACAUGGGUGAACUUUUUGGAUGUAAACCUGGUAUAAGGUCGUAUAAUACUCUGUUAAAUGCUUAUGUUGAGUCGAGACAGUGGGACCGGGCUGAGUCUUUACUUGGGUAUCUUGAGACUGUAGGAAUUUUGCCAAAUUUACAAACUUAUAAUAUUUUGAUCAAGAUUUCGUGUAAAAGGAAGCAGUUUAAGAAGGCGAAGGCAUUGUUGAAUUGGUUGUGGAAAAAGGGCUUUAAGCCUGAUGUGUUUAGUUACAGUACUGUGAUUAGUGAGUUAGGAAAAAGUGGGGAUCUAGUGGGUGCGUUGCAGGUGUUUGAUGAAAUGUUUUUUAGAGGAGUGGAGCCUGAUGUGGUGUGUCAUAAUAUUUUGAUUGAUGGGUUUUUCAAAAAAGGGGAUUAUGUGAAGGCAAAGGAGAUCUGGGAGAGAUUGUCGACAGAGUCCUUGGCUUAUCCAAAUGUGGUUACUUAUAAUAUAAUGAUUAAUGGUUUGUGUAAAUGUGGAAGAUUUGAUGAGUGUUUGGAGAUAUGGGAUAGGAUGCAGAAGAAUGCAAGAGAGAAGGAUUUGUUUACUUAUAGUAGUUUUAUUAAUGGAUUGUGUAAGGCUGGGAAUGUUGAUGGAGCUGAAAAGGUUUAUAGAGAGAUGGUUGAGAAUGGGAUUCUAGCGGAUGCGGUCACUUUUAAUGCAAUGCUCAAUGGAUUUUGUACUGUAGGGAAGAUUAAAGAAUGUUUUGAGUUGUGGGAGCUGAUGGGGAAGAAAGGUUGUCGUAAUGUUGUGAGUUAUAAUAUAUUUAUUCGAGGGUUAUUAAAAAAUGGCUGCGUCGAUGAAGCAAUUUUGAUUUGGGAGCUCAUGCUAGAGAAGGAUUGCGAAGCUGAUUCCACGACUUAUGGAGUUUUGAUUCACGGAUUAUGUAAGAAUGGUUACUUGAAUAAGGCUUUACGGAUACUAAUAGUGGCAGAAGAUGGAGGAGGUGAUUUGGAUGCAUUUGCAUAUACCUCCAUGAUUGAUGGGUUAUGCAAAGAAGGGAGAUUAGAUGAUGCGGUCAGUUUAGUCAAUCGAAUGGAUAAGCGUGGCUGUAAAUUGAAUGUUCAUGCUUACAACACACUGAUGAAUGGAUUUAUUCGGGCUUCAAGGCUUGAGGAAGCAAUUUGUUUUUUUAGGAAAAUGGAAGAUAAGGGCUUUUCUCGAACUAUUGUUUCAUAUAACACUCUCAUCAGUGGUUUAUGCAAGGUGGAAAGGUUUAGCGAAGCAUACUCUUUUUUGAAAGAUAUGUUAGAGAAAGGGAGGAAACCGGACAUGGUCACUUAUAGCUUGUUGAUGGAUGGUCUCUGCCGAAGCAAGAACAUUGACAUGGCUGUCAACUUGUGGCGCCGAGUUCUUGAACAGGGUUUUAGGCCUGAUGUAACCAUGUACAACAUUUUAAUUCAUGGGCUUUGCUCUGCAGGCAAAGUUGAAGAUGCUUUGCAGCUUUAUUCAAAUAUGAAGAGGAGCAACUGUGUUCCAAAUCUUGUGACUCACAACACUGUCAUGGAGGGGCUUUAUAAGACUAGAGAUUCUGAAAAGGCAUUGGAAUAUCAGAUGCUAUUAGGUUCUUGGAUGACGCCUUGGACCGUGGAAUUCUUCCUACUGCCAUUACAUGGUACAUACUUGUCAGAGCAGUGA
Messenger RNA from Pistacia vera, 1950 nucleotides. RefSeq names its product pentatricopeptide repeat-containing protein At3g09060. The record is from RefSeq and is a predicted model, not a curated record. Bases 1 to 1950 code for a protein of 649 amino acids. Gene Ontology annotation, molecular function: protein binding. The transcript is spliced from 2 exons. Lineage: Eukaryota; Viridiplantae; Streptophyta; Magnoliopsida; Sapindales; Anacardiaceae.